AUGGCGGUCUCCCUGCAACUCAACUUUAAACCCUUGAGACCUCGAUUUCUUCAUUCCAAACCCCAUCCCAAAAGCGCUCCAAAGAUCGCCGGUAUCCGCUGCUCCGCGGCCACACAGAAGAAAAGCUACACCCUCACUCUCCUCCCUGGAGAUGGCAUUGGCCCGGAGGUCGUCUCCGUCGCUAAGGACGCCCUACAGCUCGUCGCCUCCCAAGAAGGGAUUGAAUUCAAGUUCAAAGAACUGCCAAUGGGUGGCGCCGCCUUGGAUUUAACCGGAGUACCAUUGCCGGAGGAGACACUUUCAGCUGCAAAGGCUUCUGAUGCUGUUCUUCUUGGAGCCAUUGGAGGGUACAAGUGGGAUAAUAAUGAGAAACAUUUGAAGCCUGAGACUGGGCUGCUUCAGCUCCGGGCAGGUCUUCAAGUGUUCGCGAACUUGAGGCCUGCAACCGUUUUCCCUCAGUUGGUGGAUGCUUCGACUUUGAAAAAAGAAGUUGCAGAGGGUGUGGACUUGAUGGUAGUAAGGGAACUUACAGGAGGGAUAUAUUUUGGCAAGCCAAGAGGUUUUGGCAAAAAUGAAAAUGGUGAAGAAACUGGAUUCAACACUGAGAUUUAUGCAGUUCACGAGAUCGAUCGUAUAGCGCGGGUCGCAUUUGAAACUGCUCGAAAACGUAAUGGGAAACUUUGUUCUGUUGACAAAGCUAAUGUUUUGGAGGCUUCCAUGCUAUGGAGAAAGAGAGUUACGGAUAUGGCCUCAGAAUACCCUGACGUUGAACUCUCUCACAUGUAUGUCGACAAUGCGGCCAUGCAGCUCGUUCGAAACCCGAAACAGUUUGAUACUAUUGUUACAAACAAUAUAUUCGGCGAUAUUCUUUCUGAUGAGGCUUCAAUGAUAACUGGGAGUAUAGGAAUGCUUCCUUCUGCCAGUCUUGGUGCGUCGGGACCCGGAUUAUUCGAACCAAUACAUGGUUCUGCUCCUGAUAUUGCAGGGCAGGAUAAGGCGAACCCUUUGGCAACAAUACUAAGUGCAGCCAUGCUAUUGAAAUACGGGCUGGGAGAGGUGAAGGCAGCAGAAAGAAUCGAGGCUGCUGUGUUGAAUACUCUGGAUAGAGGAUUUCGAACGGGUGAUAUUCACUCAGCUGGACUGAAAUUAGUCGGGUGCAAGGAGAUGGGCGAACAAGUGUUGAAGUCGAUAGACAGUAAGGUUGCUGCCGGUGUUUGA
Molecule: messenger RNA, 1218 nt
Organism: Striga hermonthica
Lineage: Eukaryota; Viridiplantae; Streptophyta; Magnoliopsida; Lamiales; Orobanchaceae
Source: the annotation of a GenBank genome assembly